Molecule: messenger RNA, 558 nt
Organism: Desarmillaria tabescens
Lineage: Eukaryota; Fungi; Basidiomycota; Agaricomycetes; Agaricales; Physalacriaceae
Exons: 6
Coding region: 1-558 (185 amino acids)
Source: RefSeq, a predicted model, not a curated record
AUGUCGACUGGUCUUGGCACACCCCAGGGAGUUCGUACAAUCAGGACCAUUCCGCACGGCCAGUAUACUGUCCUCAUUCUCGCACCCCUGUUGCAUCACGGGCGACCCUCAACAGCCGACUUCACUCGUAUCAAGAGAUACAUCUUUGAAGAGCCUACCUGGCCAUGGGUCUCUGCGUUUGCCAAUUUUUCGGCAAAUAGGUUUGUCCAAUCAUUAUACGAUGGCUGGUCCGGCUUCCGCAAUGAGGCUCGGGGAGUGUAUUAUGCACAUGCACAGAAGGAUCUCGAGAUACUCACUAGGUGGGCUACCAUCCUCGCUGUUGUGAAUGGGACGGAUUCUCAGCUUGCUGCUGGCCUGCAGGGACAGCUUUUCAUCAAUGCAGCAGAGAUUCUGCGAUAUCUCGGACCUAUGAAUACCACUGAUUACGUGUCCAUUGCGGCGAUGUUCUUUAGAGCUGUCGCACCCGCUUUGGUUCCAGUUGAGCAAGCGAGUUAUGGCGUUGCUGGUAGGAGCAGCAUGGUUGGCGAGUAUGGUCAAGGUGAAAUCGCUUCGUACUGA